Messenger RNA from Chlorocebus sabaeus (green monkey), 851 nucleotides. It is a transcript of the gene MRPL55, whose product is annotated as mitochondrial ribosomal protein L55. Gene Ontology annotation, molecular function: structural constituent of ribosome. Lineage: Eukaryota; Metazoa; Chordata; Mammalia; Primates; Cercopithecidae. Gene Ontology annotation, cellular component: mitochondrial large ribosomal subunit. Gene Ontology annotation, biological process: translation. The record is from RefSeq and is a predicted model, not a curated record.
CCUACCGCGCGACGCAGCGCCUGCCAGUGACGUUGUGGGCUGCAGCGCUGCAGCACUCAACGCAGUGAGUGUGCUGUGACCUCCUGCGCGCCCUCGUCCCUGGUCUUAGUUUCCACCGGGCAGUGGGAGUCAGGACCGUCUGUCCUCAGGCCCCUCCUCAGCGACUGUGGCGGCUGCAGCAGGGAGGAAGAGGGAGCUUCCCCUGAAGACCCUCCUGGACCAGCCCCAGGCUCCUGUGCUCGUGAGGCCGAGGGAGAGGGAUGUCGGCAUAGGACACGGAGCAGGAUUUCCGUUUUAGAGGCAGCCGGACCUGUCUUCAGGUCCCUUCCUUGGUUGCACUCCAGGGCCUGUACUUACCACCACCACGUGCCACGGGACUCUAAGGAGGAAUGGCGGCCGUGGGCAGCCUGCUUGGCCUGCUGAGGCAGAGCACCGUGAAGGCCACCGAACCUGCACUCCGCCACCUGCACACAUCCUCCUGGCAGGCCGACAGCAGCAGGGCCUCACUCAGUCGUGUGCACCGCCAAGCUUAUGCACGACUCUACCCUGUACUGCUGGUGAAGCAGGAUGGCUCCACCAUCCACAUCCGCUACAGGGAGCCGCGGCGCAUGCUGGCGAUGCCCAUAGAUCUGGACACCUUGUCUCCUGAGGAACGCCGGGCCAGGCUGCGGAAGCGUGAGGCUCAGCUCCAGCCGAGGAAGGAGUACGAGCAAGAGCUCAGUGAUGACUUUCAUAUGGAGCACUACCAACAGUUCUGGAACAGGACCAAGAAGUGACCGUGGCUCCAGCCACCCCGGGACGUUGAUAAGAUGGGAGGGCUGUUCUUAAAUCACAUAUUCUCGAAGCUGCCA